Molecule: messenger RNA, 5855 nt
Organism: Bombyx mori (domestic silkworm)
Lineage: Eukaryota; Metazoa; Arthropoda; Insecta; Lepidoptera; Bombycidae
Gene: Sugb
Product: major facilitator superfamily domain-containing protein 6
Exons: 14
Coding region: 351-2561 (736 amino acids)
Cellular component (GO): membrane
Molecular function (GO): transmembrane transporter activity
Source: RefSeq, a predicted model, not a curated record
CAAUCCCACAGACCAAAUAGUAUCUACUAUCUAUCUACAGCUACAAUUAUUAGAAACCGGGAGUUGCUAAGGAAGACGCUAUUUAGGGAAAAAUAAAUAAAAAAGUAAAGUUUAGUGCUAUGUAAACUUGUACUAUAAAAUAAAGCUAACUUUGAUUUAUGAAUAUUAGCGUUAUAUAUUCAAAAUAAGCACAGUUUUUCAUCUUUUCAUUCAAAAACCGCGAAGUUAAUAGCAACACGAUUUGCUUGUUUCUGAUCACGUGUAUGCUGAAUUUAUUCAACUGAUUAUUAAGUUUAAAAGUGUAGAGAAAAACUGAUUUAUAUGGGAACAUAAUUGUUUUGGACUUUGGAAUGCUGCCGUCUAAAAUGCAAGUUAACAAAAAACUAUUACCUAUAAAAGGACAUUAUUUUUUUUUCAAUGCUGGCACAGCACCGCUUGUCCCAUAUUUGACAACAUACGCACGGCAAUUGGGAUUUUCUUCUACAACAGUAGGCUUAAUCUAUACUGUAUUACCAAUAUGUGGAUUGAUUGCGAAACCAUUGUUCGGUGUUAUUGCGGAUAGAUUUAAACUGCAGAAAUCAAUAUUUAUAUUGUUUCAAUUCGUGACUAUAAUAAGCUUCUCAGCAAUAUACUUUGUGCCACACAAUCGGCCCAAAAUAAAUGUAGAACUCAAUUGUGGUCCGGCUGGUACAGUUUUAACAAGCUGCUACAAAGAUUCACCGUCGUUGGACUGUAAAAUUCAAGCAACGGGCGACUUAAAUGUCACAUCAACCUGCAAGAUGGAGUGUAACAUGGGAAACCCGAGGAUGUGGGAAACAGUGUGCGAAUACUGGCAUCUACCUCAGUACUGUUAUUCGAACACUGAUCGGAUACGAUAUACGUCCCACGUAACAAAUGUCACAUUAAAGGAUGAUUGCGCAUAUUUUUCAGCCAAUAGUGUCAUUCUGGACGGCUUGAAGUUCACGCCGCGAUGUCGGAUAGGACAGAACUACGUCGACGUAAACGAGCCGUGUUCGUUAAAUUGCACAAAUGAAAAUCUUUCAUCGGUGAUCGGGAGGGAAAAAGCGAACAUGACUUGUGUGGAUCGACAUUUGAACUAUCGUCUGUGUACGAACUCUAGCCUCGCGGAUUUGACUAAACAAAACAUAGAAAGUGACUGUCAGGCAGAUUGUGUUCUGGAUAAAAAAACUCCUUGGCGUUUAAUGGAAAUUUGCGAGGGAUGGCAUGCUGACGUCACCGAAACGUGCUACCCAAAGACGAGUAAUGACGAACCGUUUCCAUCUAAAUUAUCAUUCACGGCCACGUUGAAGUUGUCGUCAAUGAUAUCGGUGGAGAAUUGUGUUUACAUCAAACUAAAGAACAUCAUAAUGGACAAUGGUACCAUACAUUAUCCUUAUUGUGAAAUGAAAACUGAUUAUCAAAACACUUCACAGUUGUUCGAGUCCAAUUGCGAAAUGAACUGCGAUAACACUAUGGUAAAUGAGAUAUUCGAAGAAUCUCAAGAGAGUACUGAAGUGGAGGAGAGCUCACAGUUCACAAGUCAGUUUUGGAUGUUUUUCAUGUUUAUGAUCAUUAGUUGGGUGGGACAGGCCGUCGUUGUGACUUUCGCUGAUGCUAUUUGUUUCAAUUUACUUGGUACCGAAGUCGCCCAAUACGGAAAACAGAGGCUAUGGGGCUCGGUAGGUUGGGGUAUAUUCUCGUUCCUAACUGGUUUUCUCAUCGACACAUUCAGCGACGGCGCGUACAAGGAUUACACGGUGGCGUUCGUGCUGAUGUUUGUAUUUAUGAUGGGAGACGUCAUCGUUUCAUGUUUUUUGAAGACCGACUCGACAAAGAUGUCGUUGAACAUCUUGGGUGACGUCGGAACCCUUCUGACCUCGCUACCCACUUUCGUAUUCAUGAUGUGGACGGUGGCGGUGGGAUUGUGCACGGGAUUGUUGUGGAACUUUCUGUUUUGGCUCCUCGAAGACGUUUCGCGUUUAUCUUGCGACAGUGUUAUGUACAUAAAAACACUGCAGGGCUUGGUAAGCGCGAUCCAAACGUUCUUCGGCGAGAUACCUUUCUUGUUCGUGUCAGGUUAUAUCUUGAAGAAAGUCGGACACGUGAAGAUGAUGAGUCUGGUCUUGUUCGCCUUCGGUGUUAGAUUCAUACUAUACUCGUUUCUAACGAACGCCUGGUGGAUCCUACCAAUAGAGAUGCUUCAGGGUAUCACUUUUGGGAUGUUCUACCCGACCAUGACGUCAUAUGCUAGUAUAGUAUCACCACCGGGCACAGAAACUACCAUACAGGGCCUCGUCGGUGCCGUUUUCGAGGGCGUUGGCGCUUCUCUUGGUAGUUUCAUAGGCGGACAAUUGUACCAUCACUAUCAGGGCUGGAUCACGUUCCGUAUAUACGGAAUAGGUUCGCUUGUCUGUUGCGCGCUGCACUUGACCGUGCAGUACGUGUUCAAAGACAAAAUUCAACGUGUCGGACUUUCUCAAGGUUACGUAUCGGUGUUUCGGAACGAACAACAAAACGACAUGGUAUUUAUGCUCCAAGACAUGGGAGACAGGAAUUCGUAAUUUAUUUUGAUAAUAAAUCAAUAUCAAAGCAGCUAGCCACAUGAGAGUAGAGAACCGUGGGAAUAUCACAUCGAUUUCGGCAUAUAUCAUUGUCCGUCCAUUGUUACUACAAUGCAUACAGUAGUGAUACUAUGAACUGAAUGUACAAUCAAUAGGUAACUCAAUACAUGAAAAACCCUUAGUAUGUACAAGUCUAUUUAAGUCCAGUUUCUUUUGCGUUAUUGAAUGCAAUAGAAAAAAAUAAUCUCAUACUAGAAAUAAAAUUAAGAAUAAUUAGUGGUCCUCUGGGAGGUAGUCGAAAUUCGACUAUAAUUAAUUGAAAUUAUUUUGUAUACUAUUAUGAUUGUAUUGUCAAAGACUUUAAUACUUCUAUAAUCACAGAUUUCGCCAAGACACCACUUUAUACAAAUAUUAAUAAAAUCAAACAAUAUUAAAUCUAUUCUCAAUUUAACCACAUACCUACUAUAAGCAAUAAGGAGUUUGACAAUAAAAAAAUAUUAUGCAUGCGUGUGUGUGUCAAAUACAUGGUAGUGUGUGUAAUGUUUUUAUUAUUAUUAAUUUAAUGUAUUUAUUAUGCAUAAUUUAAAAAAAUAUUAACAUUCUGCACUCCUUCUGAACGGCCGUCUGGUGUAGUGGUAAGUGACAUGGUCACUACACAAGGGGGUCGCGGGUUCGAAUCCCGCCAAGGGAAGAUAUUUGUAUGAUAAAUAUAAAUGUCUUUUCCAGGGUUAUGGAUGUAUAUUAAAUAUAUGUAUGUGUAUAAUAAAAAUCUUACAUUUAUUUCCGUUAUCUGGUACCUGUAACACAAGUUCUUUACGAACUUAUCACGGGACCAGUUAACGUGGCGUGAUUGUUAGUAAAUAUUUAUAUUUAUUUAUUUAUUUAUUUAUUCUUUAUAUUCCCUAUAAUUGUCCGAAAUACUCCUCCGUCCGCGCAAUUUUGGUAAAAAUGGGUACAAAGUUUUUGCUUCACAUAUUAAUAAUAGAUUAAGCGCUUAAGCUUCCAAAUAAACAAAGGUUGUGAUAUCAAAAACAAAAUGAGUGUAUUUAGUUCAGGCCCGUCAAACGAUAUUAAGACUAUGAAUUGGAUAUUCAAUCGACUGGAGACUGGGUAUCGGAACCACACUACGUAUACGAUUUUUAACAUAUAUCGAAACAUAUCAAUAUGUACAUACGUAUAAUUAUAAUAGUAUAUAAUAUAGUAGAAUUUAUUGAACUGCGUGAAACGGACAAGUUGGAUUUGAGUCGUCUAACUUAUUUAUAUAUCGAAGUUUUAGAUUAUUAAUUAUAUUUGCAUCCAUUGGUUCUAGAAUUUCUAGAAAGAGAUCUGAUUGUUUCGCUUUGGUUUCCUGGAAAUACAUUUCCUAUCACAGACAUGUAGAUGAUAUUGUUUCGUACAUGUCGGGCUAUCAGAAACCAGUGAUAAUAAAAACGGAACUAAUCUGAUUGUUUCCUUCGAUAAAAAUUGCAUAAAACUUGAAUUGAGUUGAUUAAGUUUUUCCCUGAGCAAGAACUCGUAAAACGAAAACAUAAAAAUCGAUUUUCCACAAUAAAAUAGUUACUAUCUUGUGAUGUUACAAAUAUUUUCAGUAGGUUAUAAGUAUUAUCUUUAGUAGUUUAUGUUUAAACGUAAGGUUAGCACUAAAAAAUUUCAUUUUUUUUUUAAGUAAUUAUUUAUUUAUUAUCAAACAACACACAUACAUAUAAUAUGUAGAUACACUAGAGCCGUAUUAAAUUAAAAUUUGAAUUAUUCUUGUUCAAUAAAAUAUUUUGUAAAAAAAAUUCGGCAUUAAAGAUAGAGUCCGAGCUAGCAAAUCUUCCCCACACGGCAGAGUCCUUGAGUACGUCCAUCCUCCUGGGCAAAGCCUGAAAGGUCUUCGGACAAAUAUGUAGUUACCUUUGAAUCCCUCCAAAAAAAAUUAGUCGGCGCUACUUCUUCCAUACGAAUUCGUGUAAGCUGUAAAGCUUGUAUGAAUGUUGCUUAGGGCAUCGACCUCAAGAUUAAUAAAUAAAUUAUAACAAAAUAGAAUUAUUAUUAAAUUUUUCCUAAAAUUGGUCGUUUAUCUGCCAUAGGCACAUUUGAAAGGUAGGAACCAUGAAUAUCUUCCAUAGAUGUGGUAGACUGUAUUUUCAAUUUGUUUAAAUUGUAUUUAAUGAAUACAUAUUAUCAAAUCAUAAUUGAUAAAUUUGGUCUAAGUCGUAGCACUUUGAGCAAUAUGGUAACAAAUUGCGUAAUGCUCGCGUGAAAGCGCAGGUACUUGGGUAAUUGUUUUCUUAGACACAACACACAUUUAAACUCUAUUACCAAUCAUUACCAAUGCAUUAAAAUUUAUUAAGCAAUUCAAAAAUGAGUAUUAUUAGUAGGUAUAACUUUCACAAAAGCAAACUUUAUAACAAAAAAUGUGUUUUCUUUUCGUUUAUAUGCAUAAUUAACCGAAAAUUAUAAGAUAAACUUUAGGACAAAGAACGAAUUCUUUUGUAGAAUCGUGUUAAGUAUGUAUGUACGUGUCUAAUGCAGAAAAAAAGUACAAUUUGACUUUCAGAAGUCAGACCCAUAACUAGUUUCAACCGUCGUAAUAGGUUAAUAAAGUCUAAGUUUGUUUAAAAACGUUAAUAAUAUUUAUAGUUUAAAAUAUGUAUUUCUACUAAGAAGCAGUUUCGUCAUGUUUUAUCAUGUUUUCGUUAUGCUAGCGUUGUGUGAUGUCAUUAAGCGUAAACGCUACUAAACGUAAAACAUUAAUACCAAUUUUACAUAGUGCUGCUCUAACAUAACUAGGUCCGCACAUUCGGAUCACCCAGAUCCACUCUCGGUGCUUUUAGGUUCUUCAAGCACCGGUCACCGUCCUCGUCGACUCCGACGUGCGAACUAGCCCAUAGACACAACCCACUGAGUUUCUCGCCGGAUCUUCUCAGUAGGUCACGAUUCCGAUCCAGUAAUAGAUUCAGCGAAGCACUGCUCUUGCUAGGGCAAGUGUUAGCAAUUCUGUCAGGUUGAGCCCAUAAGCUCACCUACCGGUCCGCGCGAAAUUGGAAUAGAAAGAAAGAGUCUGCACAAUUAUGCCAUACACGACAACAAGCAUAAUUAUGCGAUUAAUAGCACGCUACGUUUUUUUUUUUUAAUUCAAUAAGCUAAAAGUUGAUGAUCGAAAUGUGAAAUUUAAAGAAAUUAAGAAUUGAUUUAUUUUUUACACGUGCUCCAUUGUGUAUAUUUUUAUCAUUGUACCCGAUGUAACGACGUAUAACAUUAAUUUGGCGAAAUUUAUCGAAUAACAUUAUUGAAUAAAGUUAAAAUUGA